CAUGGCGGCUGCUGAGGAGCUGGCGCUYGCCUUCCAGCGGCGCUUCCUGCCGGCGCGCCCGCUGCCCUCCUUCCCGUGGCCGGAGCUUGAACAAAAACUGAGGAGUUCACCGGAUUCCUCGCUGCUGGCGGACAUACUGCACAAGACUAUUCUCCACCCCCUGUGUGUACAAUAUCCUGCUUCUGUCAAGUAUAGAAGAUGCUUUUUAACUGAACUCAUUAAAAAGCAUGAAUCCACAGCAGCUGAACCCUUGGAUGAACUGUAUGACACGUUAGCAGAGAUUUUAAAUAAGGAAGAAUCUACACAUUGUUACAGAAACUACUUACUGCCCACAGGAGAAUCUAUUACCCUUUCUGAGGACGUGGCAAUCAUCUCACAAGGGACCACAGGRCUUGUCACUUGGGACGCUGCUCUUCAUCUCGCUGAAUGGGCAAUAGAGAAUUCUACAGUUUUCAGUAACAGGACAGUUUUGGAAUUAGGAAGUGGUAUCGGCUUCACUGGAAUUGCAAUCUCCAAAGCCUGUAACCCCAAGGCAUAUAUAUUUAGUGAUUACCACCCCAGUGUUCUCAAACAGCUGACAGUAAACAUUUGUUUGAAUGGCUUUGUUUUGGAGCCUGAAACUACUAAUCAUAUCGAGAUGCAGUCCCAAGGCCAGAAGGUAGAAGGGAUGAAUUACCAGAAACCAAAACUAACUGUUGCAGAACUUGACUGGGGUUCAGUUACAGAAAAACAACUGGUGGAUCUUCAACCUGAUGUGGUCAUUGCAGCAGAUGUGGUAUAUGAUCCAGAGAUAACAUUAGCCCUUACAGGCCUGCUACAGAAACUCUCCACUUUGGGAGCAGAUGGGAAACCUCCCGAGGUCUACAUUGCCUUUACGGUCCGGAAUCCCAACACGUAUCAUCACUUCAAGGCUGAACUUGACAAAAUUGGGAUUGGAUGGCAGAUUAUUCCAACGCACAGGAACAGUAUUUUCCUCUGUGAUCUGCAAUCAAACAUAACUAUUCUACAACUAUUGAUAUAGAUUUUAGAAACCCAAUACAAUCAGAUUUUUUUGACCAACAGGAACUAUUUCAUACCUACAUUAUCUUGAAUUCCAGAAACAAAUAAGUAGCAUUAGGGACACAACUGUAGGCACAGACUGUUAUCCAAGUGCACUGCAUUUCCUCCCGUAAUUGCAAACUGGUGUAAGAAGCAGCUGCCCUUGACGGUUUUGAUUUGUAAGGAAAAAGGCACCCUAAUCAUACUGCACUUUGAUGCUGCACAGGCAACAGAAGUGAACUGUAGAGUUUCAACUGUAUUCCAAUUUGUAAAUAAUGGAAGCACAUCUGCAACAUCACAGGAUGGAUAUCUCACACUGAGAAGGGAACAGAACCAUGUUGCACAAGAAUAAAUACUUUUUAAUAUUGAGAACCUUCGUUGUCUAAGUGCACUGUACCGCAAGGAGGAAAAGAUUUUUUAAAUCUAAAAAUAAAUAACUUGGCCUCGUAUUUUCACAUUCCCAAUAGUGGAACCAAAUCCCAUGUCAGCAGUCACUUCUAACAAAACCAGGUCUCUGUGGUAAAGGUGGUGCUGAAAGAGAAAGGGAAGAGUAGCAAUUGGCUGCCUGGUUUGACAGAAGCAGAUAUGAAAYGAUAACCAAGUGAACUGGCCUAAAACCUUUGGUGAGGGAUUCACUGCGAUGAUCCACCAUCCUGGAACCAGGAAUUUCGAAGGGAGGGCCUGAUGUCUGCCAUUUGUCUCCAGUUUAUAAAUAAGGCAAGAUAUAUAGUGAGCUCUUCUCAAUUGUACAACUUUCCCUAAGCUGGAGCUAUGUGAGCCAAGAUAGCAGUUUACACUGGCCAACUACUGCUAAGUA
Messenger RNA from Nothoprocta perdicaria, 1855 nucleotides. It is a transcript of the gene EEF2KMT, whose product is annotated as eukaryotic elongation factor 2 lysine methyltransferase. The record is from RefSeq and is a predicted model, not a curated record. NCBI's taxonomy places the organism in Eukaryota, Metazoa, Chordata, Aves, Tinamiformes, Tinamidae. The transcript is spliced from 8 exons. The coding region runs from base 2 to 1021 and encodes 339 amino acids.